Molecule: messenger RNA, 383 nt
Organism: Chlamydomonas reinhardtii
Lineage: Eukaryota; Viridiplantae; Chlorophyta; Chlorophyceae; Chlamydomonadales; Chlamydomonadaceae
Exons: 4
Coding region: 132-362 (76 amino acids)
Source: RefSeq, a predicted model, not a curated record
CUUUUACACCACAUACGCCCACUUGCAGUUGUCCAUGCGCUAGCGAGCGUUCGCUCUCGCUCUUGAACAAAGUCCCCUGGUAAAUGAUAGCCUCUGCGUCUCUCAGAAGCUUUGCAAGUCGAGCUGCAUCUAUGGCAGAGCAUCAACUGGGCCCCAUCGCAGGGGCCAUCAAGAGCAAGGUGGAGGCUGCGCUGAGCCCCACGCACUUCAAGCUCAUCAACGACAGCCACAAGCACGCGGGGCACUACGCACGAGACGGCAGCACCGCGUCGGACGCCGGGGAGACGCACUUCCGGUUAGAGGUCACGUCAGAUGCGUUCAAGGGCCUCACGCUGGUCAAACCGUCAUCUUGCCUUCCGUGACCAACUUCGCCCUCCAUCACC